GAGAAAUGAAAAAUGAUUGUGAGAACAUUAGAAACUCAAACCUUAUAUAUUCAGCUUCUCAAAUGGACAAUAGAAAGUGAAUGAGUUAGAUAAGUCUACAAUGGGAAUAUUUGUUUUUAAAAUAGUUGUGAAACACAUGACCAGGCGUCACUAGUUCUUCCCUCGCCCGUAGCUAAUGUUUUGAAAGACUUGCAUCAUGUGUCUGUGUUGUGUGAUGUUUUUGGCCUGGAAGAAGUUUUAAUUUCCGACAAGACCACUUUUAUUCUAAAGUUCAUCUCGGGGAUAUUUGGUUCUCUUGCCUAAGUUAACUCCUACCAUGCUGUUAUACCAAUGAAAUGUAACAUGGCAGCUCCUCUAUCUGCUGUUCUUGAAUGUAAACUGAUUUCACCAAUGGCUAAUAAAGUGAUUUUAUUACAUUUCUGAUAAAAGGAGAACGUUAUGAGGUUUUGCUUUAGUUGUCAAAGUGUAACCUUAUCAUUUUCCCUCUUCAUUGUGUGCAGUCAGGGCCUUUAUGUGGCAGAGGCUUCUAAUUCCUGAAGAGAAAUCCUCUUAGGAUCUAUGCUCUAUUUUUGUUUGGUCUAUUGGGCUUUUUUUAAAAGCUCCAUUAGACCCAGCUCAUUGGCUGGAAACAAGACACGCAUGCACACAAAAAAAAAAGUCACACACACCGUCCAGCAACAGAUAGCUUCGACAAGUGAUCGAGAGAACAGCAGUGCAUGGUUAACUGCUGACACAAAUAGAGGAUUUUAUCUGGACUGUGGAAGGUAGCGAACCACUACAAUGUCUGGCAGGAUGAUUGAUUUGGAAGAGACUGCGACCCAUACAGGUCCAAAGGGAGUCAUUAAUGACUGGAGGCGGUUUAAGUUGGAAAGUAUGGACCGGGAAAAUUUGCCUCCUGCAAAAAAGGAACUUCUGAGACAAAUGUCGUCCCCCAAUAAAUCCAAAGAUGACUCCAGAGCUAACCUAAACCGCAAGAUGAGUGUGCAAGAAUAUGAACUACUUAAGGAGGAGGAUGAAGGAUGUCUGAAAAAAUACAGAAGACAAUGCAUGGAAGAGAUGCACAGCAAGCUUAGCUUUGGGCCCAAGUUUGAUGGUGUUCACAACCUGGACAGUGGCGAGGACUUUCUCGAAGUCAUUGAGAAGGAGCAUCACAGCACAGUGGUGGUUGUCCAUAUUUACAAGGUUGGGGUGAAAGGAUGCGAGCAGCUCAACAGCUGCCUGGACUGCUUGGCCACAGAGUAUCCCACUGUUAAGUUCUGCAGGAUUGAUGCUGUCUCAUCAGGUGCUGCAGAGCGUUUCUCAGAUGAGUAUUUACCAACGCUGCUGGUGUACAAGGCAGGGGAGCUCAUAGGGAACUUCCUGGCCUGCACACAGCACCUGAACGAGGAGUUCUUUGCAACCGACAUUGAAGCUUUCCUCAACAGUUACGGCCUGCUCCCAGAGAAAGAGAUGCCUGGAGUGGAUGAUGAAGAAGAAAAUGACGUAGAAUAAAAAAAAGAAGCUUGGCCGUUCAAGGAGAAAAUAAUCUACAUCAAGCGGUUGGGAAAGAUCUAACUGAAGCAGUUUAUGUAUAAAAUAUUAAAAAUAUUUUUUAGGUUUGGUAAAUAGAAGAAUCAUAUCUUUUCCUCUAUAACACUAGUGUUGAAUUGUUUCUUGAGGAGAAAUUGUAUGUAUAUUGUUAGCCUCAUAACAUAAUUGCCUAGGCAAUUAUACUGUGAGGCUAGUUUACCAAUCACAAUAUAUAGGUGAUUGGUAAUCUAUGAUAGCUUGGAUGAAGGAGUUGCUAAAUCACUGUCAGAAAACACUGCAACCCUCAUCACCAUCCUAAAUAAGCCAAAACAAGAUAACUGUAACAAUACAUUGUUUUAUUUUUUACUUUAGGAGAUAUCUCAUCCUGUAAGUACAUAAGGUUAAUUCAAAGUCUUUUUUUAGCAUUUGAACGUAUCGAUGUGUUCUCAAGCAAUUUGCAUCCAUGAGCUAUACAUCUUUGAAUGUAAUAUAAUACGCACAUGUCCUGUAUAUUUGAUAUCUCUGUGUUGUUCUGAUAAAGAAUAAAUAAAUGACAAUGAAAACCUUGAA
Molecule: messenger RNA, 2079 nt
Organism: Girardinichthys multiradiatus
Lineage: Eukaryota; Metazoa; Chordata; Actinopteri; Cyprinodontiformes; Goodeidae
Gene: pdcb
Product: phosducin b
Exons: 4
Coding region: 781-1491 (236 amino acids)
Biological process (GO): regulation of G protein-coupled receptor signaling pathway
Source: RefSeq, a predicted model, not a curated record